Messenger RNA from Puccinia graminis f. sp. tritici CRL 75-36-700-3, 1683 nucleotides. RefSeq lists its product as uncharacterized. Lineage: Eukaryota; Fungi; Basidiomycota; Pucciniomycetes; Pucciniales; Pucciniaceae. The record is from RefSeq and is a predicted model, not a curated record. Bases 131 to 1354 code for a protein of 407 amino acids. The transcript is spliced from 2 exons.
GACCGUGGGCUCCUCGAUGUCAACGGGGGGUUUCAAGGAUCCCGAUUUGGAACUUGACCCUCCGCUGGUUCACUGUUGACCGUCUGUGCCACGCUUUGCUUCUUCCAACUCGGAACAAUCCACUGAUCAGAUGUUUACUAAAAGCCCUCAAGAAAUCGAGCAAGAACUACGAGCUGGACGCGAUUUGAUAGCAUCACUUCAAAUCAAAUCUGAACCGCCAGCAUCACCGCUCCAGCCGUCGAAAGUAUGGAAACAAUCGGCGGCGACUCGUCUUGCCUUCAUUAAAGCCUUCAAAGAGGCCAUACCGCUGAUCGAAAACGGUCCGGAAGGUCAAGCAUGGCAAGAGUUACUGCUUCGCUUAGGAGGCCAGGCCCAUGACUAUCGGGUCGAGCGAUCACUUGUCCCCCGAUUGCGUCAACACCUCGUCGAAAUCUCCGAUGUUUUCGUCCCCGCCCGAUUACAGCAAGUGCUGUCUUCCGAGAACCCAGCCUCGCAGGUCGGUUUGAUGAAACUCGUCGCGACUGAGAUCAACCAACUCAAAUCUAGCGUCACCUCACCGUGCUCGAAUCAAACGUCCAAAAUUUCGACUUAUGCCCUCGACCCCUACUACUUCCCCGAUCUUCCUUGGGAGGUCGAUCAGAUUCGGGACGGGAUUAUCGAGGCAUUCAAGGAGUAUAUCAAGACCUUAAAAGCUAAAGAACCCCCGUCUGGCGACAUGAGGACACCGUCCCUACGCGAGCUAUUGGAAUCUGUUGAUCGGAUGCAUGGGGACUUCGAGGAUCCGCGUAGGGUGCUGAAAGCCAAGUGGAAAUACGUCGCUCGGGAGAUCGAAAUCAUGCACAUGACCGUAGGCAACUGCUUGAAGCCACGGGCGGCCUGUAAAAAUACCAAUCCAAAUGGUCGAGUGGAUGAGCCGAUGGUACAUCCUUGGCCUUCACUAGAAGAGAUGAACAAAGCGGAUAUCCAAACCUUCCAAGCUUAUAUCCCAUUAUUGAAGAUCUGUCGACUUCUGUUGGUCAAAUUAUGCAAAACUCCAGCCAGCGAUCAGCUCUUGAUUUACAAGAUGAGUUUGGCCGACUUGAAGGAGUUCUACAACAAGACCGAGGGACUAGAGGAAGAUCUCCGAAAGUUCACGACGAUGAUCUUGGAGCGACUGACCUCUAGAGCAAUCCUCCAAUUAGACGCCUUCCUCGUGUGGUUCAAUUACAUCAUCAAGACCGUCGAAACCCAUCUGGCCACUCUGGAUUCUCCUGCCGAUCGAGCGCAUGUCAGAAAGUCUCGUGAAUGGUGUCUGAUGUGGAAGAUUCAAUACCAAAUCGCUAUUCGGAAUUUCGCCCCUAAACGAAAACAAUGAAGUUCAUGAUCCUGUUGAUGAGUCGGACUAAGUAUGAUAAUGAUGAUGAUUCGAGUGAGGAAAAGGAGGAGGAGAAUAAGUAAGAGUGAAGAAGUGGAGUGGGAUUAUCAAUGAUUGUCCUGGGAUUGAUGAGUAUGGGUACUAUUACUAAAAUGUAAAUAUGCUGCAAGUACCCUAGCAAAAAGCUACUUUUCCUAUCAACAAGACACGUUUGGUUUCUCUUUGUUUUGUGUUGUAUUGUUUUUUCUCACUUGACAGACCGGCAUUUUUUUGUUUCUCUUUUCAAAUGAUCAACAAUCUUAACGUGUUUGAGAACCAAACAAACCUUA